This is a messenger RNA of Callithrix jacchus (white-tufted-ear marmoset), 1411 nucleotides long. RefSeq names its product putative G-protein coupled receptor 32. NCBI's taxonomy places the organism in Eukaryota, Metazoa, Chordata, Mammalia, Primates, Cebidae. Gene Ontology annotation, biological process: phospholipase C-activating G protein-coupled receptor signaling pathway; positive regulation of cytosolic calcium ion concentration; complement receptor mediated signaling pathway. The record is from RefSeq and is a predicted model, not a curated record. Gene Ontology annotation, cellular component: plasma membrane. Gene Ontology annotation, molecular function: complement receptor activity; N-formyl peptide receptor activity.
UCCAUCUAAAAAAAAAAAAAAAAGAAAUUAGCCAGGCAUGGUGGUAAGUGCCUGUAGUCCCAGCUACCCCAGGAAGCUGAGGUGGGAGGAUUGCCUGAGCCUAGGAGGUGGAGGCUGCACUGAGCUGUGAAUGUACCAUUGCACUCCAGCCUUAGUGACAGAGCAUGACCCUUUCUCUAAAAUAAUAAGCAUUCCAUAGAAAUGCUCGAAUGGAGAAAUCAUGAGUGGGGUCUCGGAGGGGACCAGGGUCGCAGUGACAGGCAACCUGGGGUUCUGACCCAUGAUCACUGCUGUUGCAGGAAGAUGAAUGCUUCCAGAUGCGUGCCUGAGGAGGUGGGGUUCCUCCGCCCGCUGACCAUGGCUGUCCUGUCUGUGUCCUUUGUCGUCGGAGUGGUGGGCAAUGGGCUGGUGCUGUGGAUGACUGUCUUCCGCAUGGCCCGCACGGUGUCCACCGUCUGGUUCUUCCACCUGGCCCUUGCCGAUUUCAUGCUGUCUCUGUCUCUGCCCGUCGCGACGUAUUACGUGGCCUCUGGGCAGUGGCUCCUCGGAGAGUGGGCCUGCAAACUCUACAUCACCUUUGUCUUCCUCGCCUUUUUUGCCAGUAACUGCCUCCUCAUCCUCAUCUCUGUGGACCGUUGCAUCUCAGUCCUCUACCCCGUCUGGGCCCUGAACCACCGCACCACACAGCGGGCGAGCUGGCUGGCCAUCACGGUGUGGCUCCUGGCCGUGGCCUUGUGCUCUUCACACCUGAGAUUCCGGAAGACCAGAAAAUGGAACGGCUGUGCACAGUGCUACUUGGAGUUCAGCUCCAAGAAUGAGACUGCCCAGACUUGGAAUCAGGGGAUCUUCGAGAUAAAAAAUGUGGUGACCAUAGGCCACUUCCUGCUGGGCUUCCUAGGGCCCUUGGCAGUCAUAGGUAUCUGCGCCCACCUCAUCCGGGCAAAGCUCUUGCGGGAGGGCUGGGUCCACGCCCACCGGCCCAAGAGGCUGCUGCUGGUGCUGGUGAGCGCUUUCUUCAUCUGCUGGUCCCCGUUUAACAUGGUCCUGUUGGUCCAUCUAUGGCGAAGGGUGAUCCUCAAGGAACUCUACCACCCCCGGAUGCUCAUCAUCCUCCAGACUAGCUUUGCCUUGGGCUGUGUCAACAGCUGCCUCAACCCCUUCCUCUACGUCUUUGUUGGCAGAGAUUUCAAAGAAAAAUUUUUCCAGUCUUUGCCUUCUGCCCUGGCCAGGGCGUUUGGAGAGGAGGAACUUCUCCAUGGUCCUGUCCCCGUGGCAACGCCCCCAGGGAACGGUGGAAGCCUUGAGUUGGAAGCUGGAAGCUGUCUCUCCUAGUUUGCUUGUGGCCUCUCACCUUGACUGGCUUCUAACACCCUGCCAAAUUCUGCCUCUUCUUUCAGGAAGUCUUCCAGCA